GCAUUGCAAAAGUUAGAAGCCCGACAGGCCUCUAAUGAACCAGCUGCUAAUCGACCUGUCUCCGAAUUAUCAGAUGAGCUCUAUCAGAGACUUGGCGAGCACUUCUCUGAUGAAGCUAUGCAGCACAGAGUACCUGUGCUAUGGGAAACGAUGGUUGGUGCCCACCUUUCUAGCCAGGAGAAACGCAAUCUCCUCUGUCGAGACUAUAACUCGUUUAGCGGCUUUCUAAUGAGCGAGGUGUUGUCUCAACAGGCUGACCAGCUACUGGCUGAACGGGAAGCUGCGGAGGUUUGUUUACGCUCUUAA
Messenger RNA from Protopolystoma xenopodis, 306 nucleotides. Lineage: Eukaryota; Metazoa; Platyhelminthes; Monogenea; Polystomatidea; Polystomatidae. The record is from the annotation of a GenBank genome assembly.